Messenger RNA from Ogataea angusta, 1053 nucleotides. RefSeq lists its product as uncharacterized. The coding region runs from base 1 to 1053 and encodes 350 amino acids. NCBI's taxonomy places the organism in Eukaryota, Fungi, Ascomycota, Pichiomycetes, Pichiales, Pichiaceae. The transcript is spliced from 2 exons. The record is from RefSeq and is a predicted model, not a curated record.
AUGCUUUUCACCUUGCAUCAAUACUGGUCUAAGUCUAUUUUGUGGAAAUCCAAUUGUUGUUCCCACAUAAUCCAAUUCCAACACAAUUUGGGAUACAAAAGAUCCCGAGCGAGGAUCCAAAUAAUACCGUCACAUGACUCAAAUCACGAUACAAAUUCUACCGACGCAUUAUCCAAAUGUUUCCGACGGGGACCCCACGAAAAAGCCCGGCGAGUCCGCCGUGUACCGCUCCGUCGACGUGCCGCACGGCCUGCCGUUGACCACGGGGCUGCGCAUCCAGGCGGGCUACAAAGUCAGGGACGGCAUCCUGAAGGACAUCUGGCACCAGGCGUUGCAGGCAAACACGAUUCUCGAGGUGGGCGGCGCAAGGCGCUCGACUCGCCAGAUAAAUGGCAUGAUUUUGCAUCUGGCCCAGCAGAUGGACCAGCACAGCGUGGGCCCGCGCGUGGGGCUCAAUUCGGGCCUCGACGACCUGCACGCGCUCGUGGUGCUCUUCUGCUGCUUUUUCGUGUGCGACAGGACCGUUGUUGUGGGAGAAGACCCGAGCGUGGACGUGCUAUUCACCAGAAAGACGGCCGACUCUGCAGCCAACGUCGUCGAUCUGGACGACCCGGCGUAUUUUGCCGAGUGUCCCGAGACCGCGGAGUACGCGUACGACCCCCUCAAAGACUACGCCCGGUUCAACAACGAGCCAUACGUCGAGCUGCUCGACGGCACAGAAUACCGGUAUUUCCAGCGCAGCUUUGUUUCCGCCGUCGCGUCGCAGCUGAUGUCUCUGUCGACGGCGUUCGCGUGGACAAACCGCGACAGACUGCUUGUCGUGCCGGGCAACAGGAACAACGCGCUCGUCAAGAUCCUGUGCGGGCUGCUCACGGGCGUCGAGCACAUCACCGUCGCGGCCGACGCGCCGAUCGACGCGCUCGUCAGCUGCCGGCCGACCAUCGUCUCUGCUCCGAGCGCGUGGCUGCAGCCCCUUGUGGAGGCGCGGCCGUCUCUGCUGCGCGCGCUGCUGCUCAACCGCGCCGAGUUCCUCAACUCGCACGGCAUAUUUAA